Messenger RNA from Episyrphus balteatus (marmalade hoverfly), 8220 nucleotides. It is a transcript of the gene sdk, whose product is annotated as protein sidekick. The transcript has 17 exons. The record is from RefSeq and is a predicted model, not a curated record. Gene Ontology annotation, cellular component: axon; plasma membrane. Gene Ontology annotation, molecular function: protein binding. Gene Ontology annotation, biological process: axon guidance; cell-cell adhesion. Bases 1114 to 7971 code for a protein of 2285 amino acids. Lineage: Eukaryota; Metazoa; Arthropoda; Insecta; Diptera; Syrphidae.
AAACACUCAGUUUGGUUUUGUCCGUCGUUGCGCGAUGUGUGUUUUUGUGUUGAAUGGGAAUACUAACGGUCGGGCCAAAAAAUACACUUUAAUAUAAAUUAUCGCGCCGAAAUUCAAUAUUCAUUUAACGGAUAUUGUAGGAAAAAUAAUUGAAUCAAAGAUACACAAUAAAGCUCAAACGAAAGAAAGAUAAACAAAAGAAAAAUAUUCAAAGUGACAAAUGUGUCGCAUCUUCAAAGAAUACACUUAGCAAUUAUUCCAAAGAAAAUGAAUCAACAGGUGGCAUUUUGUUGUAGUAGUCUUUGUUUCUAAUUUUGUGCCCCGCCAGGCGGUGUCAUAAUAAAAAGAAUGUUAUUUAGUGGAGAAUCACAAAUGAAUUUUUUGUUUCAAUGAGAGAUGGGGAAAAAUUUAAUAAAAGGAAUCCAAGAAGUGUAAUUUUCUUGAAUUCAGUUGUCUUUUUUGGAAAUAAAAAUGUUUCAUUAGAUUCAAGUGAAAUAUCGAUUUUAAUUAAAAGAAAAAGUUUUAUUUAUCGAUGAGAUAAAAAAAAAAUGUAAACGAACAAAAAAAUAAGUUCGUUCCCUUUUACAAGAAGAGUUUGAGAGUUUUAUUAAAGUGUUCCAUUCCGUUUGUCUAUAAUACCGCUUUGGUGCAGGUGUGUUAAAUGUUGAUCGGUUUUCUCAUACACAAAUACCUACAAAUUCAUUGUUUUUCCUAUUCACACGGUAAAGGUGUGACCCAGCUGGUUUUUGAAGUGUGAGUGAGUUCAGCCAUUUGUUUGAUCACUCUUCCAUAUUCCAAUCCAAGUGUGUAUUUUAUUAUUGCAUGCGGUCGCCGUAAAACGGGGUAAAAACGUGUUUAUUGUUAAGUUUUGUCAAUGCUAGAGUGAGAUAACAACAUAUACAAAAUUAUUUAUUAUUUCAUUUCUUGUUCUUGUGCUGGUAAAAUGCUACGUCACUAAAAGAAAACAAAAUAAUUAAAUAAUUCUUCAAAAUGUUUUUAAUGUUAAAUUAAAUGUUUAUAUGAUAAUAAAUUUAAUUGAAGAAAAUUUUGUAAAUUUUGUUGUGUUUUGUUUAAAUAAUUCCGUUAAAAUACACAAUAUUCACACAAGCAACAAUGGAAGAACGAGAAAGGCGGCAUUCUUUCAGUUUUCAAAGUAAAAGGAUAACAAAGGCGCAUUUGUGGAUUACCUGUUUUCUGAUCGUGCUCGUUGGAAUUUAUCCAUGUAGUUGUACAGAUGGUCCACAAAUACAAGCGCCGAGAUUUACAACACAGCCAUCAUCUUCUGGCUCGAUUGUGAGCGAAGGAAGAACGAAAAUUCUGCAAUGCCAUGCGUUAGGAUAUCCACAGCCAAUGUAUCGUUGGUUAAAGGACGGUCUACCAGUUGGAGACUAUUCAUCGAGUCAAUACUAUCGAAUACACAAUACCAGACGAGAGGAUGCAGGAAGCUAUCAAUGCAUUGCCAAGAACGAUGCUGGAUCCAUAUUUAGUGAAAAAAUUGAUGUCGUUGUUGCAUACAUGGGCAUCUUUGAGGAUCAACAAGAGGGACGUCUUGGAGUGCACUCUGGCCAUCCGGCUGUUUUUGAUCUGCCACCAAUUGAAUCAGUGCCAACGCCGUCUGUAAUGUGGCAAACCGAAGAAGGACCACUUAAUUACGACAUCAAAUAUGCCUUCACCAAGCCCAACCAACUAAUAAUCCUCAGUUCAGACGAAAGCGAUCGCAAGGCGUACCGAGCCCGCGCCAUCAACACCCAACUGGGCAAAGAAGAGAACAGUGCCUUCAUUCAUUUGAAUGUCAGUGGCGAUCCAUACACUGAAGUUGCUCCCGAAAUAAUCAUCCAUCCGGAGGAUAUGAAAUUGAAGCGAGGCGAACAAGUGGCUGAGUUACAGUGCAUAGCUAAUGCGAGGCCAUUGCACGAGAUCGAAACAUUGUGGUUGAAGGAUGGCAUUUUGAUCGAGAACUCUGGAGUGCCACAUACUUUAAAUGAUCCAUGGAAUAGAACUUUAGCUUUGCUUUCGGCUAAUCUGACGCAUUCGGGAGAGUAUACUUGCCAAGUUCGACUGCGAUCUGGUGGAUUUCCGACCGUGACAUCGACUGCUAAAGUUGAAGUUCAAGAACCACCGACAUUUUUUACUCCAAUGCGAUCGGAGACUUAUGGGGAAUAUGGAGCUGUUGUAACGUUGCCGUGCGAUGUUGUUGGUGAUCCUUCGCCAGCUGUUGUUUGGUAUCGGAAUGCUGAACCUAUCGAUACUGCUGAUGUUAGAUACACACUGAAGGAAGAUAAUUCAUUGGUAAUCAAAAAAUUGACAAUUGAUGAUUCAUCCAUGUUUCAAUGUUUGGCAUCGAAUGAAGCUGGCGAAAAAUCCUCAUACACUUGGUUGCGAGUUAAAAAAGCUCGUUCAUCUGAUAAGGAUGCUCUUGUCGUUGGUGAUAAUGCUAUACAUAUGAAUACUCUAAAUGCUUAUGCUGAAACUAACACAAAUCAAAAAAAUAAUAAUAUACUUAUGAAAAAAAAUGUGACUCCUACUAACUAUUAUAAAGAAUUUUUGAAACGCGUAAAACGCUUAGCUCAACCGCGUAUAAUUCGUGUUAGAGCAUCGCAUUCUGGACAAACUGGUAGACGCAAGGAUUUUCGCUUUGCCUCGACUCCGAUUAUGGAACAACCACCACUAAAUGUGACCGCAUUGGAUGGCAAGGAUGCAACUAUUUCGUGCCGGGCUGUUGGUGCUCCAAAUCCAAAUAUCACAUGGGUGUACAACGAAACACAACUAGUGGAAGUGUCGAGUCGGGUGCAGAUCCUGGAGUCUGGGGACUUGCUGAUAUCAAAUAUCCGCGAAUCGGAUGCUGGAUUGUAUACGUGUGUCCGUUCGAAUGAAGCUGGAACUGUUAACGGUGAAGCGUAUUUAGGAGUUUUGGUUCGGACCCAAAUAAUCCAACCUCCCGUGGACACCACUGUACUGCUCGGUCUAACAGCAUCUCUGCAAUGCAAGGUCUCAAGUGAUCCAACAGUUCCAUUCAACAUAGACUGGUAUCGCGAAGGACAUCCCACUCCAAUUAUAAACUCGCAAAGAAUUGGUGUACAGUCAGAUGGAACACUGGAACUUCAAGCAGUUCGUGCUUCAGAUGUUGGAACUUAUUCUUGUGUUGUAACCUCACCCGGUGGCAAUGAAACAAGAUCGGCCAGAUUGAGUGUUAUUGAAUUACCAUUCCCACCGACAAAUGUCAAAGUAACAAGGUUAGAUUCACCAAGCCAACGAGCUAUAAAUGUAUCAUGGACACCUGGAUUCGAUGGAAAUAGUCCAGUUUUGAAAUUUAUUGUUCAAAAACGUGAAGUUUCCGAACUCGAACAAUUCGUAGGUCCAGUUCCAGAUCCAUUGUUAAAUUGGAUAACAGAGCUGAGUAAUGUAUCAGCUAGUCAGCGAUGGAUUCUAUUGACAAAUUUAAAAGCUGCAACCGUAUAUCAAUUCCGUGUGAGUGCUGUUAAUCGAGUUGGAGAAGGUUCUCCAUCAGAAGCUAGUAAUGUGAUAGAGCUGCCACAAGAAGCACCUUCGGGACCUCCUGUUGGAUUUGUUGGAUCAGCUCGAUCCAUGUCAGAAAUAAUCACCCAAUGGCAACCACCAUUGGAAGAGCAUCGAAAUGGCCAAAUUCUAGGCUACAUCAUUCGUUAUCGACUUUUUGGAUACAACAAUAGUCCUUGGACCUAUCAAAACAUCACAAACGAAGCUCAGAGAAACUAUUUGAUUCAAGAAUUGAUAACUUGGAAAGACUAUGUUGUCCAAAUAGCAGCCUACAAUAACAUGGGCGUAGGAGUGUAUACUGAAGGAGCAAAAAUCAAGACCAAAGAGGGAGUACCAGAAGCUCCACCGACUAAUACGAAAGCUUCACCAAUCAAUUCCACAGCUAUUAAAGUUUCGUGGAAGCCACCGAAUCCACAACAAAUCAAUGGAAUCAAUCAAGGUUAUAAAAUUCAAGCUUGGCAAUAUGAAAUAAUCGAUGGCGAGGAACAUGAAACGGAAGCAAAAAUGAUGACAGUUCCGCCUAGUUUACUAGACCCCUUGGCCGAACAGACGGCCAUAAUGGGAGGUCUUGAGAAAUUCAGUUCCUAUAAUGUGACUGUUUUGUGUUUCACUGAUCCCGGUGAUGGUAUCCGAAGUGGAAUGGUACCCGUCAAGACUUUGGAAGAUGUUCCAGAUGAGGUUGCGUCUUUGCAUUUCGAUGAAAUAUCCGAUCGGGCUGUUAAAGUUAUGUGGGCGCCACCAAAAAAUGUUAAUGGCAUUCUGACAGGCUACACUGUUCGUUAUCAGGUCAAAGACCGUUCGGAGACUUUGAAAUCUAUCAAUCUUACUGCCACUGAGACAAGCUUGAGAGUAACACAGCUCCAAGCAACUACACAUUACUGGUUUGAGAUUAAAGCUUGGACCCAAGUUGGUGCUGGGCCCACAAAGACUGCCACAAUUCAAUCGGGAGUCGAACCAGUACUUCCACAUGCACCGACUCAGUUGGCUUUAUCGAAUAUCGAAGCGUUUUCAGUGGUUCUUCAGUUUACUCCAGGUUUUGACGGAAACUCGUCAAUCACCAAGUGGAAAGUUGAAGCACAAACAGCAAGAAAUAAUACCUGGUUCACUGUUUAUGAAGUUUCUGAUCCAGAUGCUUCCACUUUAACAGUAACUGGACUUACGCCUUUUACACAGUACAAAUUAAGACUGAUAGCUACGAAUGUUGUGGGAGCAUCAGAACCAUCUGAGCCAACAAAAGAUUUCCAAACGAUACAAGCCAGGCCUAUGCAUCCACCAUUUAAUGUAACGGUUCGAGCUAUGAGCGCAACGGAACUGCGAGUUCGAUGGAUUCCCUUGCAACAGACCGAAUGGUUUGGAAAUCCCAGAGGGUAUAAUAUAACUUAUCGUCAGGUUGAUGGUACUGGGACGGGAAAAUCAAUGGCCCUGAGUGUCUUAAUUGAAGAUCAUACUGCCAACUCACAUGUCUUGGAUACCCUUGAAGAGUGGACAGUCUAUGAGAUUGUUAUGAAUGCAUGUAAUGAUGUAGGAGCUUCGAGGGACAGUAUCAAGGCUGUCGAACGUACUCGCGAAGCAGUGCCUUCCUUCGGUCCCUUGGAGGUGCAAGCCAAUGCGACUUCAUCAACAACAAUAGUCGUUCGAUGGGGUGAAGUACCAAAAGAGCACAGAAAUGGCCAAAUCGAAGGCUACAAAGUAUACUAUGCUGCCACGAACCGCGGUGGUCAAGUUCUGCACAAGACAAUCUCCAACAACUCAUCGUUUACUACAACCCUCACUGAACUCAAAAAGUACGUCGUUUAUCACAUUCAAGUUCUGGCAUUCACAAGACUUGGCGAUGGUGCUCUCAGUACUCCUCCGAUUCGUGUGCAGACUUUUGAAGAUACACCUGGUGCUCCGUCAAAUGUAUCAUUUCCCGAUGUGUCAUUCUCAACGGCUAGAAUUAUCUGGGAUGUACCUGAAGAUCCAAAUGGGGAGAUUCUAGCAUACCAAGUCACAUACUCACUAAAUGGCAGUGUGAAUCUUAACUAUAGUCGUGAAUUUCCUCCAUCCGAUCGUACUUUCCGGGCAACUCAAUUGCUAGCUGAACGAUAUUAUAUAUUUAGUGUAACAGCCCAAACCCGUUUGGGAUGGGGCAAGACUGCUUCGGUUCUGGUGUACACAACAAAUAAUCGUGAGCGUCCACAAGCCCCAUCUUCGCCUCAGAUAUCUCGCAGUCAGAUUCAAGCUCAUCAGAUCACAUUUAGUUGGACUCCUGGCCGUGAUGGAUUCGCCCCAUUACGAUACUAUACUGUACAAAUGCGAGAGAAUGAAGGACCAUGGACGUCACUGCCGGAACGAGUCGAUCCGAGUGUGGCAUCUUACACUGCCACUUUUUUGAAACCUCACACGAUAUAUCAAUUUAGAAUUCAAGCCACUAAUGACCUUGGUCCUUCGACAUUUAGUCGAGAAAGUAUAACGGUACGCACACUUCCUGCAGCUCCAGCGAAAGGCGUGAGUAGACUUAAAGUCGUACCCAUUACUACGACAAGUGUUCGUGUUCAAUGGAAUGCUCUGGAGACAUCGCUCUGGAAUGGUGAUUCUGCUACCGGUGGCUAUCGGAUAUUGUUCCAACAACUUUCAGACUUUCCCGCUGCAUUACAAGCCACUCCCAAACAAGACGUUAUGGGAAUAAAUCAAGCAUCUAUUGUUCUUAGUGAUCUGCAGCAAGAUCGGAACUAUGAAAUUGUGGUGUUGCCUUUUAAUUCUCAAGGAGUUGGUCCAGCAUCGCCUCCCGUUGCUGUUUAUGUGGGUGAAGCAGUACCAACUGGUGAACCAAGAGCUGUUGAUGCAGCUCCACUUUCUAGUACCGAAGUUAGACUUCGUUGGAAACCACCAAAGCAAAGCAUGCAAAAUGGUGACCUUUUGGGUUAUAAAAUCUUCUAUUUGGUGACGAGCUCACCACAAGAAUUAGAAGAAGGCCGCAAAUAUGAAGAGGAAAUUGAAGUGGUUGCAGCAUCUGCAACUUCUCAUAGUCUAGUAUUUCUCGAUAAGUUUACAGAGUACAGAAUACAGAUUCUAGCUUUCAAUCCAGCCGGUGAUGGCCCGCGAUCGACUCCAAUAACAGUAAAGACUUUACAGGGACUUCCGGGGCCGCCAGUUUCACUACGAUUUGAAGACAUCACCAUGCAAAGUUUGAAAGUUUCAUGGGAUUCUCCAAAAAUGCGCAAUGGGGAAAUUCUUGGUUAUCUUGUGACAUACGAAACCACCGAAGAGAAUGAGAAAUUUAGCAAACAAGUGAAACAAAAAGUUACCGGAAAUAGUUUGCAUGUUCAAAAUCUAGAAGAAGAAGUCACAUACACGUUUACAGUGCGAGCCCAAACUAUUGACUAUGGUCCGGCAGUAAGCGAAAAUGUAACAACUGGACCUCAAGACGGAUCUCCAGUUGCCCCGAGAGAUUUAAUUCUCUCGAAGACUUUGGCCAAUGUUGAAAUGCAUUGGCUUAAUGGACCGUCAGGACGUGGACCUGUUCUUGGUUAUUAUAUAGAAUGCAAGAAAAGGGAGAGAGGUGAACCAGCAUAUAUCUAUGACUCACGAUGGGAAACAAUAGCUCGCUCAACAACAGGUCCAAUGCAAGAUUUCACUGUCAGCUAUCAAAGUCUACUUCCUUCGACAGCUUAUACAUUCCGUGUUAUUGCCUACAAUCGCUAUGGCAUAUCCUUUCCAGUUUAUUCAAAGGACUCAAUAUUAACCCCAUCCAAAUUGCACUUAGAAUAUGGCUAUCUUCAGCACAAGCCAUUUUAUCGACAAACUUGGUUCAUGGUUGCACUGGCAGCAACUUCAAUCAUCAUCAUCAUAAUGGUCAUAGCUGUGUUGUGUGUUAAAAGCAAAAGUUACAAAUACAAACAAGAAGCACAAAAAACACUCGAAGAAUCAAUGGCUAUGUCUAUCGAUGAACGACAAGAGCUGGCACUUGAGCUCUAUCGUUCGAGACAUGGAGUUGGUACUGGCACAUUAAACAGUGCUGGCACUUUGGGUCGUGGAACUUUGGGAACGUUAGGUAGAAAAUCAAAUCACCGUCCGCCGCCAGCAUCGACAUUGGGCAAAAGCCCUCCCCGACCAUCGCCAGCCUCAGUGGCAUAUCACAGCGAUGAAGAGAGCUUAAAGUGUUACGAUGAAAACCCCGACGACAGCAGUGUUACGGAGAAACCAUCGGAAGUCAGCUCGUCAGAUUCACAGCAUUCUGAAAGUGAAAACGAGAGCGUACGGUCUGAUCCUCACUCAUUUGUGAAUCACUAUGCCAAUGUGAACGAUACACUGCGGCAAUCGUGGAAGAAACAAAAACCAGUGCGCAACUACUCCAGCUAUACUGAUUCGGAGCCCGAAGGUAGUGCGGUUAUGAGCCUCAAUGGCGGCCAAAUUAUUGUAAAUAAUAUGGCCCGAUCAAGAGCUCCACUGCCCGGUUUCUCCUCAUUUGUUUGACAAUCAACGGAGUUUUAAGUUUUGCAUCAAAAAUAGUUUUAAUAUUAAUUAAAUAUAUAUAUUUUUUAAAAUCAAACACACAACAAAAACAACAAACAAAACGUUGUGCGACUAUUUAUAAUAACUUUUAUAUUUCGUGUAUGUAUGUUAUGUGCAUGGUAUUUAAGUUUACUAUAUAUAUAUGUCUUUUUUUUUAUAUAUUAAAUUAACUUAAAUUAAUAAUAAAUUCAAUUGCGAUAUUUUUUGUAA